ACCGGCCACCCGGUGCUCCACCGACACACGGAAAAUAACCAAACAGUCCUGUUACGCUUUUUACUGCCAGUCACAGGCAGCUGAGCAUUCCUUGGUCCAUAUAUCUGUGUAAAUACACCUAAUAUUAGUCGUUAUAGUCUGAGGCUCGCAGAGGCUUGGACGUGAUGCGAGCGAACGGGAUAGAAAUUCCCUAGUUAUUUAAAUCCAGUCACAGGCCAUCGCCGGUAUGCUAAUUUCGUAAAUUUGGAGCAGACUGAAGCAGAAGUAGGAGGCAAAAUGGGAUUCUUGCACCAGCUCCAUCUUCUCCUGUGGAAGAACAUCUCUUUGAAGAGGAGGGGAUCGUGGGUGUUGGCCUUUGAGAUCUUCAUCCCUCUCGUCCUUUUCUUCAUCCUCCUGGGUUUGAGGCAGAAGAAGCCAGCAAUUUCUGUCAAGGAAGUGUCCUUUUACAGUGCAGCCCCACUCACCUCAGCUGGCAUCAUUCCCAUCAUGCAGUCGCUGUGCCCAGAUGGACAAAGGGAUGAAUUUGGUUUCCUGCAGUACAAAAAUUCCACUGUGACCCAGCUUCUGGAGCAGAUCAGUGAAGUGGUUGAACAGAACCGACUCUUCACAUCUGACCGGCCAGGUUUGGGACAAAAGCUGGAGACGCUGCAGCAGCACCUGGAGAGUCUGAGCUCCACCCCUCUACCACCAGACUACAACUUCAACAACAGCCAAGGCUUCACGGUGGCCAGUAUAUUGAGGAAUCAGUCAGUUUUCCAGCAGUUCCUGGUCAAGAAUCUUUCCCUGUCCAACUCCACAGCCAGCCUGCUGCUCAACACUCCAGUGAGCCUCACAGAGGUGUACAGUCUUAUUUUUGGUACAUGGCUCAGAGAUCAUGGAGGGACCCAAAGUUGGAUUCAGAAGGCAAAAGACACUAAACAAAUACCCAAAGACAAAGUUCUUAAUUUGGAGGAGAAGCUGGUGGGAGGUGUACACAGUCUAGAUGGAGGUCUGAUACACAAAGCCUUACAUGACCCCACAGAAGCAGCCCACAGGCAGGCUCUGCUCAGACUCUUGUCCCAGGCUUUAGGCUUCACUGAAGUCACAGGAAGUCAGAGAGACAACCAGCAGGGGAUACAGGAGGUGGAGGGUUUACUCCUGACUGGAUCCAUGCUGGAGGCACUCACCUGUGGGGAGGGAGAUGCUCCUGAGCUCAAAAAGAUCCUCUUGGUGCCUGAGAAGCAGCAACCAGUGCUGCAGGCCUAUCGCAGCGCAGUUUGCAGUGAAGGAGAGGGUCAGAGGUCAGAGCGCUUCAGGCAGAUGAGCCUCGAGCUGAGAGAGCAGAUCAACACUCAAAGUGUCACAGAGAAGCUUCACCUGGAGCAGCCCAGUUCUUUGAUUCCUCUCUCACAGUCUCAUUUUGGAGCCCUGCUGAAGGACCUGACUGAUAUAGAGCGGCUUCUUAAAGACGUGGACCUGCUCUCUGGUCUGGCUCGCUUGCUGCCCAAAGGAGCCUGUACUGGUCGAACUCCAGCAUCCCCCACAAACAGUACCUGGCCCCUAAAUGCCACCAUGUGGGGCCCCAACACAACUGAAAUUCCUGGAGCUGAGGGGGAAGACGGACCAGAGAAAGGUGGAGAAGCAGGAGUUGGUAAAGGAAACGAAGAAGCAGACAACCCACAUUCUCAGUUUUCAGCAUUUGUACAACUGUGGGCUGGACUGCAGCCUAUUCUGUGUGGGAACAACAGGAUCAUCGAGCCGGAGGCUUUGAAACAGGGGAAUAUGAGCUCUCUGGGAUUCACCAGCAAAGAACAGAGGAAUCUGGGCCUCCUGGUUCACUUGAUGACCACAAAUCCCAAGAUCCUCUAUUCCCCCAUUGGCUCCCAAGUGGACAAAGUGAUUCAGAAGGCAAAUGAGACAUUUGCAUUUGUCGGGAAUGUGACCCAUUACACCAGGGUGUGGCUCAACAUCUCCACCCAGCUCAGGACUUUACUGGAGGAAGGACGGCUGCGCAGCUAUCUGUCGUGGCUACAACAGGUAUGCUCACAUAAAUGUCCUCUGAAGAAACCUGCAGCAGAACAGGCUAAGGAGGUACAGUGGAGGUAUACAGGGUACCCUGACACCUGGACCAACUACCUGCAGAUGGUCAGUGUUGAUGUCUUCAAGGGCUUUCCUGAUGAAGAUAGCAUUGUCAAUUACACCCUGAACCAGGCAUAUCAGGACAAUGUGUCUGUGUUUGCCAGUGUGAUUUUCCAGACAAACAAAGAUGGCUCCUUGCCACCACAUGUUUUGUACAAAAUUAGACAAAACUCAAGCUUUACAGAGAAGACAAAUGAAAUCAGAAGGGCCUACUGGCGUCCUGGACCCAACACUGGGGGAAAAUUCUACUUCCUCUAUGGUUUUGUCUGGAUCCAAGAUAUGAUAGAAAGAGCCAUCAUCAAUACGUUUGUGGGCCAUGAUGUGGUAGAGCCUGGUAACUACGUUCAGAUGUUUCCCUAUCCAUGUUACACCAGAGACGAUUUUCUGUUUGUGAUUGAGCACAUGAUGCCUCUGUGCAUGGUGAUCUCCUGGGUUUACUCAGUAGCCAUGAUGAUUCAGCACAUUGUGGCAGAGAAAGAACACCGACUCAAGGAGGUGAUGAAGAUGAUGGGUUUGAACAAUGCUGUUCACUGGGUGGCUUGGUUCAUCACCGGUUUCGUCCAGCUGUCUAUCUCUGUUACCGCUCUCACAGCCAUCUUGAAGUAUGGCCGGGUAUUGCUCCACAGUGACCCCUUCAUCAUCUGGCUCUUCCUCACCAUCUACGCCGUGGCCACCAUCAUGUUCUGUUUUUUGGUGUCAGUAAUCUACUCUAAAGCUAAACUUGCUUCAGCCUGCGGUGGAAUCAUCUACUUUCUCAGCUAUGUACCCUACAUGUAUGUGGCCAUUCGGGAAGAGGUGGCCCAUGAUAAGAUCACUGCCUUUGAGAAAUGCAUUGCUUCUCUGAUGUCCACCACAGCCUUUGGCCUUGGCUCCAAGUAUUUUGCUUUGUAUGAGGUAGCAGGUGUUGGCAUCCAGUGGCGGACUAUUAGCCAGUCACCAGUAGAAGGUGAUGACUUUAACCUGGGUCUCUCCAUGAUGAUGCUCAUCAUUGAUGCUGGAGUGUACGGUGUGCUUACCUGGUACAUAGAGGCCGUGCAUCCAGGAAUGUAUGGGCUGCCACGCCCAUGGUACUUUCCCUUGCAGAGGUCCUAUUGGUCAGGCAGUGGGCGUGUUGAGACCUGGGAUUGGCCGUGGUGUGGAGCGGGGGCUGCCAGACUCAGUGUGAUGGAGGAGGAUCAAGCAUGUGCGAUGGAGCAACGGAGGUCUGAAGAGAUGCGUGGCAUAGAGGAGGAGCCAAGCCACCUGCCCCUUGUGGUGUGUAUAGAUAAACUAACCAAAGUGUACAAGACUGGCUGCAAACUGGCCCUCAACAAACUGAGCCUCAACCUCCAUGAAAACCAGGUGGUCUCCUUCCUGGGACACAAUGGCGCUGGGAAGACCACUACCAUGUCCAUCCUGACAGGCUUGUUUCCGCCUACUUCUGGCUCUGCAACCAUAUAUGGUCAUGAUAUCCGCACUGAGAUGGAGCGUAUUCGUCAGAACCUGGGCAUGUGUCCUCAGCACAACGUCCUGUUUGACAAGCUGAGUGUGGAGGAGCACCUGUGGUUCUAUUCCAGACUCAAAGGCAUGGCUGAAGAAGACAUACGCAAGGAAAUGGACAAGAUGAUCAUUGACCUGGAGUUAUCUAACAAGCGCCACAGCUUGGUACAGACCUUGUCUGGUGGGAUGAAGAGGAAGCUGUCUGUGGCCAUCGCCUUUGUUGGAGGUUCCAGGGCUGUUAUCCUGGAUGAACCCACUGCAGGGGUGGACCCAUAUGCUCGCAGGGCCAUCUGGGAUCUCAUCCUCAAGUACAAACAGGGUCGAACGAUUCUGCUGUCCACCCACCAUAUGGAUGAAGCAGACCUUCUGGGAGAUCGCAUUGCCAUCAUCUCACAUGGGAAACUCAAGUGCUGUGGCUCACCACUGUUCCUGAAAAGCACAUAUGGAGAUGGAUACAAACUGACCCUGGUCAAAAAACAGAGUGAGAACACAGGCCAGGGCAGCCACAUGCAGCCUCCUUCAUCUCUGUCUCCAUCCUCCUUGCUGUCUCCUUGCUCAGAAGCUCGGGUCACCCAGUUUAUUCAGCAAUUUGUGGCAUCCUGUUUGCUGGUGUCUGACUCCAACACUGAGCUGUCCUACGUCCUGCCUUCUGAGGCCGUCAAGAAGGGCUGCUUUGAGAGGCUGUUUCAGGCUUUAGAGCAGAGCUUGGACAGCCUGGCCCUAACCAGCUUCGGGGUGAUGGACACCACCCUGGAGGAGGUCUUCCUUAAAGUGUCUGAGGAAGACCAGUCUCUGGAGAACAGUGAUGUUGACAUGAAGGGUUCCCCAGGGGGGAGCUCAGUGGGGAAAUCAUCAGUGGGUUCGGGAGGGCUGGGAGAGGCACCAAGUGAGACAGCACCCUCAGUGGAGAAUGAGAAGCCAGAGUUGGAGCUGAGUAAUCUCGUGAUGUGCUCCAGCCUGAGCCAGAGCCAGUCCUCCCUGAAAUCCUCCUCAUCCAUUGGCUCAGUAAGGGGGGAUGAAGGAGGACUGUAUGCAGACUUCUAUGGAGAGUACUGUCCGCUCUUUGACAAUGGCCAAGAGUCUGACUCUGCCAGUCAGAGAGCACUGUCUCCUUCACCUCCAGAAGAUUCAGAGAACCCUGUGUCCCCAAAGCUUGAGGUCCUAGAGGGGCAGGGCAGCUUCAAGCUGGACGGUUGGUGGUUAAAGCUAAGUCAGUUUCAUGGCCUCAUCGUCAAGCGGUUCCACUGUGCCAAGAGGAAUACCAAGGGCCUCUUCUCUCAGAUUCUCCUACCUGCCUUCUUUGUCUGUGUGGCAAUGACCGUGGCCUUAUCUGUACCUGAAAUCGGAGAUUUGCCACCCCUGAUAUUGUCUCCAUCGCAGUAUCAUAACUAUACCCAACCAAGGGGCAACUUCAUUCCUUACGCUAAUGAAGACAGACCGCAGUACAGGAGUAAGCUGUCACCAGACGCUAGCCCACACAUGAUAAUCAACACCCUCCGCCUGCCCUCCGGUGUGGGUGCUACUUGUGUCCUCAAAACUCCCUUCAACAGCACCCUGGACCAACUGGCCCAAACUAUCAACCCCAAUGCCAAUGAUUCCAAGACCCUGGCUGCACGCUACUUUGACUCCAUGUGUCUGGACUCCUUUACCCAGGGGGUCCCUCUCUCCAACUUUGUCCCUCCACCACCUUCACCAGCACCUUCAGAUGACCCAGACCCUCGUUUUGAGGAUGGGCUGUGGAACUUAACAGCUGCCCCACCAGCUACAGUCCAUGAGCCUGUUACGUCUCCUCCCACCCUCCCCCUGUCUAUCCAUGAGCUGGUGCGUUGCACCUGCUCUAUGCAGGGGACCGGCUUUUCCUGCCCUAGUGGGGUAGGAGGACACCCCCCACUAAUGAAGAUAGUGACAGGUGACAUUUUAGUGGACAUCACAGGUCGGAACGUCAGUGAAUAUCUGCUCUUCACAUCAGACAGAGUACGGCUACACAGAUACGGUGGUUUAACAGUGGGAAACAUCCAGAAAUCAAUUCCAGCAUCAUUUGGAAGAAAGAUACCUCCAAUGAUUCGCAAGAUAGCAGUUCGCAGAUCAGCUCAGGCUCUGUACAACAACAAAGGAUACCACAGCAUGCCAACAUAUUUGAACGUUCUCAACAACGCUAUCCUGCGUGCCAACCUGCCUCCAUCCAAAGGCAACCCUGCUGCCUAUGGUAUCACACUGACAAACCAUCCAAUGAAUAGAACCAGUGCCAGCCUCUCUUUAGACUAUUUGCUCCAAGGGACAGAUGUGGUGAUUGCCAUCUUCAUUAUUGUGGCCAUGUCCUUUGUACCAGCCAGCUUUGUAGUUUUCUUGGUGGCAGAGAAAUCCACAAAGGCCAAACAUCUGCAAUUUGUCAGUGGCUGUGACCCUGUCAUCUACUGGCUUGCUAACUAUAUUUGGGACAUGCUGAAUUACCUGGUACCUGCCACGUGCUGCAUUAUUAUUCUGUUUGUGUUCGACCUGCCAGCCUACACCUCCUCAACUAACUUCCCUGCUGUUCUCUCCCUCUUCCUUCUCUAUGGGUGGUCCAUCACUCCCAUCAUGUAUCCUGCAUCAUUCUGGUUCGAGGUCCCCAGUACAGCCUAUGUGUUUCUCAUAGUCAUCAAUCUCUUCAUAGGCAUCACUGCAACUGUUGCUACCUUUCUCCUGCAGCUCUUUGAGCAUGACAAGGAUCUAAAAAAAGUCAACAGUUACCUGAAGUCCUGUUUUCUCAUCUUCCCCAACUACAACCUGGGCCAUGGGCUGAUGGAGAUGGCCUACAAUGAGUACAUCAACGAAUAUUAUGCUAAAAUAGGACAGUUUGACAAGAUGAAGUCUCCGUUUGAGUGGGAUAUUGUGACUCGAGGACUUGUUGCCAUGACAAUCGAAGGCUUUGUUGGCUUCCUCAUCACCAUCCUCUGCCAGUACAACUUUCUCAGGAAACCUCCGAGGGUGCCAGUCAGCUGCCAGCCUAUAGAUGAUGAUGACGUAGAUGUGGCCUAUGAGAGACGAAGAGUCCUGCGAGGGGAUGCGGACAACGAUAUGUUAAAGAUCAAAAAUCUCACAAAGGUGUAUAAAUCGAGGAAGAUGGGUCGUAUCCUGGCAGUGGACCGCCUGUGUCUGGGUGUCCGGCCUGGUGAGUGUUUUGGAUUGCUGGGAGUGAACGGAGCUGGAAAAACCACUACCUUCAAGAUGCUGACAGGAGACGAGUGCACCACAGGAGGAGAGGCCUUCAUUAACGGAAACAGUAUCUUGAAGGACCUGUUACGUGUGCAGCAGAGUAUUGGCUACUGUCCACAGUUUGAUGCUCUGUUUGACGACCUGACAGCCAGAGAGCAUUUGGAGCUUUACACUCGCCUCCGUGGCAUUCCAUGGAAGGACCAGGACAGGGUGGUGCAGUGGGCAUUAGAAAAGCUAGAGUUGUCCAAGUAUGCAGACAAACCAGCUGGUACUUACAGUGGAGGAAACAAACGCAAGCUUUCCACUGCCAUCGCUCUGAUUGGAUACCCCUCGCUCAUCUUUUUGGAUGAGCCCACCACUGGAAUGGACCCGAAGGCCCGCAGAUUUCUCUGGAAUUUAAUCCUGGACAUAAUCAAGACAGGACGCUCUGUAGUGUUGACAUCACACAGCAUGGAGGAGUGCGAGGCAUUGUGCACCCGACUGGGCAUUAUGGUGAAUGGCAGGUUCAAAUGCCUCGGCAGCAUCCAGCACCUAAAGAACAGGUUUGGGGAUGGUUACAUGAUCACAGUGAGGACCAAGACAAGCUCCUAUGUGAAGGAGGUGGUUCGAUUCUUCAACAGAAACUUCCCUGAAGCUGUGUUGAAGGAGCGUCACCACACUAAGGUCCAGUACCAGCUGAAGUCUGAGCGGAUCUCCCUAGCUCAGGUCUUCAGUAAGAUGGAACAAGUGGUAGAGGUGCUGGGCAUUGAGGAUUACUCUGUCAGUCAGACAACUCUGGACAACGUGUUUGUCAAUUUUGCCAAGAAGCAGAGCGACAACCUGGAACAGCAGGAGGUGUCCCCCCCAGGUGGUGGACAGUCCCCACUGCAGCGCAUCCUAGACCUACUGAAAUCUCGACCAGCCAACACAGAGCUCAAUGCUCUGAUCAGUGAGGCGCCAGCAGAACUGGAGAGUGACGACGAUGAAGGACUCAUCAGCUUUGAAGAGGAAAGGGUACAACUCUCUUUUAACACAGACACACUCUGUUGAAAUGAACCAGUUCAAGAAAAGAGAGAUGACGAGUCACAGAGCGGGAAAAACUUGAUCCUGUUUUCUGACCUCUGAAGCCUGGAAGGGAAAAGGACCUGCAGAUUUAACCCUAAAAAGGACCAAAAUUCACAAGGGGAAAUAGGAUCAGUAGUUUAGUAUUUCAGCCUCAAAUUUCUUCCCCUAGGUGGGACUGAGGUGUUUUAGAUCAGGUUAUGUGACCUGCAACACCCAGGCAACAGCAGCAGGAGGGGUUGCCUCUGGAUUGAGGAAUGUUCCUUAUUCAUUUAUUUUGAGACUGUAUGUGUGUAACUGACUGAUGGACACGGUAGGUUAGCUACCUAUGUUUGAGAAAGAACAUAUCAUUGAUGAAACCUGACAACAUAGGUUACUUUGAGUUGAUUGUAUGCGCUCCCUGCCAAAGGCCCUCAUGUAACCAGAUUAGACCCUUGUAACUGUACCAAAACAGACCUGCAUUGAGAGCAUGCUGCAAUGACAGUAUUGUGAUACAGUCUAUUUUUCUGUGGCAAGAAUUUAUUUUGGAUAUUGAAGCAGCUAUGGGCUGGUGUGUGCUUUAUUUUGCAGUAACACGGGAUUUAGUGAAAUCCAUCCUGGAAAGUGGAGGGGGUAGACAUGUGUGAACAGCUGAUGUCAGAUGUCAGAAGGAAUGUACAAGCAUGGUUAUUGUCCUGACGAUGCCUCCCUUCUAUCAACUUGUUUUGACACUGUACAUGUGGUCUAUUUCUACAAAAUGCUCUCUGUUGUGUUUUAACAUAUUGUGUGGUGGAGUCUGCCAAGAAACUGGAUAAAGUGUAUAAUAAUGACAUCAACAAUAAUGACUCCAACUCCAGUAAAGAUAAUCUACAUUCUAACAGUCAGAAACUGAUGUGAACUCUAAUAUUCCCUGACCACGACAGCACUACCAUCACUGUGAUACUAAAAGCAACUCUCAGAUCAGUAUAUUUAUUUUAACUUGGGUCCGCUCCAUGUUUUCUAAUUUGCAGACGAUCUUGUAUUUUUUAGGGUUUUUUGGAUGGAUCAAAAUGUGCAAAAUAUCCACAAAUACAAAACAUGAAUAUUUCUAUGACUGUAUGUCGGCAUGUGAUUUUAACUGGUCUCUUAUGAGUUUUGUGGUAAUUGAGUUGUAAUCUAUUACAUCAAAAUAAUUCCUUUUUCACUCCUUUCACAGCUAACAACAAUUUUACUUUCGGUGACAUCAUGGAACUAGUGGGCUUUUUCCUACUUCAAGGGGUCAUUAUUAAACAAGAAAAACUGACUGUUGUCAUUUCUUUGUCUGAGAAUGUGAAGCUUUUUAGUUUCCUUUGGGAGUCGUAUACUAACCAAAGGCUGUUUGCUCACCAAAGGACUGGAGAGCUACAAAUAUGUCUGCAGGCAAAGGUGAUGCAUGGUAGAAAGUCCUGAUCUCAACAUCAUGGAGUCAGUGUGGGAUUACAUGAAGAGACAGAAGACACUCAAGCAGCCUGAAUCCACAGAGGAACUGUGGCAUUAUUUUUCAGUAUGCUGAACAACCUACCUGCCAAGUAGCUUGAAAAACGGCAAGUGUACCAAGGAGAAUUGGUGCUGUUUUAAAGAUACAGGAUGGUCAUGCUAAAUAAUGAUAUAUUUUCUCUUUACUGCACUUUGUAUGAAGUUAAAUGAUUAAUAAAAACUAUUAAUGGCA
This is a messenger RNA of Stegastes partitus (bicolor damselfish), 9499 nucleotides long. RefSeq names its product ATP-binding cassette, sub-family A (ABC1), member 2 (gene abca2). Lineage: Eukaryota; Metazoa; Chordata; Actinopteri; Pomacentridae. The transcript has 51 exons. Gene Ontology annotation, molecular function: ATP hydrolysis activity; lipid carrier activity; ATP binding. Bases 277 to 7821 code for a protein of 2514 amino acids. Gene Ontology annotation, cellular component: intracellular membrane-bounded organelle; membrane. The record is from RefSeq and is a predicted model, not a curated record. Gene Ontology annotation, biological process: transmembrane transport; lipid transport.